Molecule: messenger RNA, 6027 nt
Organism: Sinocyclocheilus grahami
Lineage: Eukaryota; Metazoa; Chordata; Actinopteri; Cypriniformes; Cyprinidae
Product: probable ubiquitin carboxyl-terminal hydrolase FAF-X
Exons: 33
Coding region: 1-6027 (2008 amino acids)
Biological process (GO): protein deubiquitination; cell migration
Cellular component (GO): nucleus; cytosol
Molecular function (GO): cysteine-type deubiquitinase activity
Source: RefSeq, a predicted model, not a curated record
AUGGCGUCUCAGAGCAAUGAUGAGCACAGUCAUGCAUGUUGUGUUUAUGUCAGUGAUGAUGAUGAUGAUGAUGAUGAUGAUGAUGCUCGUGUUCCUCCAGCAGAUGGCGCUGCUUCAACGCCCUCCCCAAACUUCUCCAAUGAGACGUCACCCAUCAGUCCGCCGGAGGAAGCGGGGCAGGGAGAAGCCCCGCCCACACAGGAAGAGGAGGAGCCUGCCUUCCCCCACACAGACCUUGCCAAGCUGGACGACAUGAUCAACCGGCCGCGCUGGGUGGUUCCGGUCCUGCCCAAAGGAGAGCUGGAGGUUCUGCUGGAAGCUGCUGUAGAUCUCAGUAAAAAAGGGCUCGACGUGAGGUGCGAGGCGUGUCAGAGGUUUUUCCGCGAUGGCCUGACGAUCUCGUUCACCAAAAUCCUGACAGAUGAGGCCGUGAGCGGCUGGAAGUUUGAGAUCCACAGGUGCAUCAUCAGUAACACCCACCGUCUGAUCGAGCUCUGCGUGGUCAAAAUGGCUCAGGAUUGGUUCCCUCUGCUUGAAGUGCUGGCCAUGGCCACUAACCCGCACUGCAAGUUCCACAUUUACAACGGCACGCGUCCGUCUGAGAGCGUUCCUGCGGGAGCGCAGCUUGCCGACGAUGAGCUGUUCGCCCGGCCGCCCGACCCGCGCUCUCCAAAGGGUUGGCUGGUGGACCUCAUCAAUAAGUUCGGGACUUUGAACGGGUUCCAGAUUCUGCACGAUCGCUUCACGAGCAGCCAGGCUCUCAACGUGCAGAUCAUCGCAGCUCUCAUCAAACCUUUCGGCCAGUGCUACGAGUUCUUGACUUUGCACACGGUGAAGAAGUUUUUCUUGCCCGUAAUCGAGAUGGUCCCACAGUUUCUGGAGAACCUCACAGACGAGGAGCUGAAGAAGGAGGCCAAGAACGAGGCCAAGAAUGAUGCUCUGUCCAUGAUCAUAAAGUCCUUGAAGAACCUGGCGUCCAGAGUUCGGGGUCAAGAGGAAACCGUCAAGAACCUGGAAAUCUUCAGGUUAAAAAUGAUUCUUAGGUUGUUGCAGAUUUCUUCAUUUAAUGGGAAAAUGAAUGCACUGAAUGAAGUCAACAAGGUGAUCUCGAGCGUGUCGUAUUACACGCACCGGCACGGAAACCCAGAGGAGGAGGAGUGGCUGACAGCGGAGCGAAUGGCCGAAUGGAUUCAGCAGAACAACAUUCUGUCCAUUGUGCUGAGAGACAGUCUGCAUCAGCCGCAGUACGUGGAGAAGCUGGAGAAGAUCCUGCGCUUCGUCAUUAAGGAGAAAGCUCUGACCCUGCAGGACCUCGACAACAUCUGGGCGGCUCAGGCUGGUAAACAUGAAGCGAUCGUCAAGAACGUCCACGAUCUGUUGGCCAAGCUAGCGUGGGAUUUUUCCCCGGAGCAGCUCGAUCACCUGUUCGACUGCUUCAAGUCAAGUUGGACGAACGCUGGUAAGAAGCAGCGGGAGAAGCUUCUGGAAUUGAUCCGCAGGCUGGCGGAGGACGAUAAGGACGGAGUGAUGGCUCACAAAGUGCUCAACCUGCUGUGGAACCUGGCACACAGUGAUGACGUCCCCGUCGACAUCAUGGACCAGGCUUUGAGCGCCCACAUCAAGAUCCUGGACUACAGCUGCUCGCAGGACCGCGACACGCAGAAGAUGCAGUGGAUCGACCGCUUCAUCGAGGAGCUCCGGACGAAUGAUAAGUGGGUGAUUCCAGCUCUGAAGCAGAUCAGGGAGAUCUGCAGCUUGUUUGGAGAAGCUCCUCAGAACCUCAGUCAGACGCAGAGGAGUCCGCACGUCUUCUACCGUCACGAUCUGAUCAACCAGCUCCAGCACAAUCACGCGCUCGUCACGCUGGUGGCCGAGAACCUGUCUGCGUACAUGGACAACAUGAGGCAGUUCUCCAGAGAGCAUACAGGGUUUGAUCCUCAGACGGUUCGAGCGGGAAGCCGGUACAGCCACGUACAGGAAGUGCAAGAGAGACUCAAUUUCCUGAGGUUUCUGCUGAAGGAUGGGCAGCUGUGGCUUUGCGCUCCGCAGGCCAAGCAGAUCUGGAAGUGUCUGGCGGAGAACGCCGUGUUUCUGUGCGACCGCGAGGCCUGCUUUAAGUGGUACUCCAAGCUCAUGGGUGACGAGCCGGAUCUGGACCCCGACAUCAACAAGGACUUUUUUGAGAGCAACGUGCUGCAGCUGGACCCCACGCUACUCACGGAGAACGGCAUGAAGUGCUUCGAGCGCUUCUUCAAAGCUGUGAACUGCAGAGAGGGCAAGCUGGUGGCCAAACGCAGGGCGUACAUGAUGGACGACCUGGAGCUGAUCGGGCUCGACUACCUCUGGAGGCUCGUGAUUCAAGGCAGUGAUGACAUCGCCACUCGAGCGAUAGACCUGCUGAAGGAAAUAUACACCAACCUCGGACCAAAGCUACAGGUGAAUCAGGUCGAGAUCCAUGAGGACUUCAUCCAGUCGUGCUUCGACCGGCUCAAGGCUUCGUACGACACGCUGUGUGUGCUGGACGGAGAUAAGGACAGCAUUAACUGCGCCAGACAGGAGGCCAUACGCAUGGUGCGGGUUCUGACGGUGCUCCGAGAGUACAUCACCGAGUGUGACAGCGACUACCAUGAGGAGAGGACCAUCCUGCCCAUGUCCAGGGCGUUCCGUGGGAAGCACAUCACUCUGGUGGUGAGGUUUCCCAAUCAGGGCCGUCAGGUGGAGGACUUGGACAUCUGGUCCCACACCAACGACACCAUCGGCUCGGUCCGCCGCUGCAUCCUCUCUCGCAUCAAAGCCAACAGCACACACACUAAAGUAGAGCUGUUCAUCGGAGGAGAGAUCGUGGACCCCGCUGAGGACCGCCGGCUGAUUGGACAGCUCAACCUCAAAGAUAAAACUCUCAUCACAGCGAAGCUCACGCAGGUCAGCAACAACAUGCCCUCCAGCCCCGACAGCUCGUCCGACUCGUCCACCGGCUCGCCCGGGAACCACACAAACCAGUACAGCGACGGGCCGAACCCCGAGGUGGAGAGCUGCCUGCCAGGAGUGAUCAUGUCGCUGCAUCUGCGCUACAUCUCCUUCUUGUGGCAGAUCGCUGAUCUGGGCUGCACCCUGAGCAUGCCGUUACUGCGAGACGGAGCUCGAGUGCUCAUGAAGCUCAUGCCUCCAGAUAACACUACAGUGGAGAACCUGCGAGCGAUCUGUUUGGAUCACGCUAAGCUGGGAGAGAACAGUCUGAGUCCCACUCUGGAUUCACGCUUCUUUGGCCCGUCCGCUUCACAAGUGCUCUACCUCACCGAGGUGGUGUAUGCGCUGCUGAUGCCAGCCAGUGGAACGCUGGGAGACGACGCCAGUGACUUCCAAUACAACUUCCUGAAGAGCGGCGGUCUGCCUCUGGUUCUGGGCAUGCUCACCAGGAACAACUUCCUUCCCAGUGCGGACAUGGAGACGAGACGCGGCGCCUACCUGAACGCCCUGAAGAUCAGCAAGCUCCUGCUCACUGCCAUCGGGUUCGGACACGUGAAGGCCGUGGCGGAGGCCUGCCAGCCGCUGGUGGAGGGAACCAACCCCGCGUCACCAAUAAAUCAGGCGACCCAUGAACAGGCUCUGGUGCUGCAGAACGCUCUCCAGAGCAUUCCCAAUCCCGCCUCCGAGUGCAUGCUGCGCAACGUGUCCCUCCGGCUGGCCCAGCAGAUCUCCGACGAGAACUUCUUCCAGGCCUCAAAGUACAUCCCGGAUAUCUGUGUGAUCCGCGCCGUGCAGAAGAUCGUCUGGGCUUCCGGUUGUGGGAUGGUGCAUCUGGUCUUCAGCUCGAACGAAGAGAUCAGCCAGAUCUACGAGAAGACUAAUGCGGGUAACGAGCCGGACGCUGAAGACGAGCAGGUGUGCUGUGAGGCACUGGAGGUCAUGACCUUGUGUUUCGCUGUGCUCCCUACGGCCCUCGACACGCUCAGCAAAGAGAAAGCCUGGCAGACCUUCAUCAUCGACCUGCUGCUGCACUGCCAGAGCAAAUGCAACUUUUAUAGAAGUGCAUUCUGCUCCUGUUUCAUGAACAAGAGGCGUUUUAAACUCCUGCAUCUGGUCUCAGGUUGCGAGGCGCUUACAGAGUGGGAGUAUCUGCCUCCGGUGGGGCCGCGGCCGACCAAAGGCUUCGUGGGUCUGAAGAACGCAGGAGCCACGUGCUACAUGAACUCCGUGAUCCAGCAGCUUUACAUGAUCCCGCCCAUCCGCAACGCCAUCCUGGCCAUCGAAGGCACCGGCAGCGACAUCGACGACGACGACACAUCCGGAGACGAAAAGCAGGACAACGAGAGUAAUGUGGACCCCAGGGAUGAUGUGUUCAGUUAUCAUCAGCAGUUUGAUGACAAGCCCUCUCUCAAUAAGGCCGAGGACCGUCAGGAGUACAACAUCGGAGUGCUGCGGCGUCUGCAGGUCAUCUUCGGUCACCUCGCCGCGUCCCGUCUGCAGUACUACGUGCCCAGAGGCUUCUGGAAACAGUUCAGGUUAUGGGGGGAGCCGGUGAAUCUGAGAGAGCAGCACGACGCGCUGGAGUUCUUCAAUUCCCUGGUGGACAGUCUGGAUGAAGCGCUGAAAGCCCUCGGCCACCCCAGCAUGCUCAGCAGGAUCUUGGGCGGCUCGUUUGCAGACCAGAAGAUCUGUCAGGGUUGUCCUCACAGGUAUGAGUGUGAGGAGUCCUUCACAACACUGAAUGUAGACAUCAGGAACCACCAAAACCUCCUUGACUCUUUAGAACAGUACGUCAAGGGGGAUCUCCUCGAAGGAGCCAAUGCGUACCACUGUGAGAAGUGCAACAAAAAGGUGGACACGGUGAAGCGUCUCCUUAUAAAGAAGCUCCCGCCGGUGUUAGCCAUCCAGCUGAAGCGCUUCGAUUACGACUGGGAGCGCGAGUGUGCGAUUAAGUUCAACGAUUACUUCGAGUUCCCUCGUGAGCUGGACAUGGAGCCCUACACGGUGGCAGGCGUGGCGAAGCUGGAGGGUGACGAGGUUCCGCCGGAGAGCCAGGUCAUCGCUGAGAACUCUGAUCCGAACAGCAGCUCCCGCUAUCGGCUCGUGGGUGUGCUGGUGCACUCGGGGCAGGCCAGCGGCGGACACUACUACUCUUAUAUCAUGCAGCGGCACUGUAAUGGCAGCGACGGACAGAAGGACCGCUGGUACAAGUUUGACGACGGCGACGUGACGGAGUGUAAGAUGGACGAUGACGAGGAGAUGAAGAACCAGUGCUUCGGUGGAGAGUACAUGGGCGAGGUGUUCGACCACAUGAUGAAGCGCAUGUCGUACCGGCGGCAGAAGCGCUGGUGGAAUGCCUACAUUCUGUUCUACGAGCGCAUGGACGCAGCAGGGGGCGACGGAGAGCUGCUGAAGUACAUCUCCGAGCUGACGCUCACGCCCCGGACGAACCAGCCUAAAAUGCCCUUGGCCAUCGAGGCCAGCGUUCGCAAACAGAACGUGCAGUUCAUGCACAGCCGCAUGCAGUACAGCCUCGAGUACUUUCAGUUCGUUAAGAAACUGCUGACCUGCAACAGCGUCUACCUGAACCCUCCUCCAGGUCAAGAUCAUCUUUUACCAGAAGCUGAAGAAAUAGCGAUGAUUAGUAUACAGCUUGCAGCUAGAUUUCUGUUUAGCACCGGAUUCCACACAAAGAAAGUCGUCCGAGGCCCUGCUAGUGACUGGUAUGAUGCUUUGUGCAUUCUGUUGCGUCACAGCAAGAACGUCCGCAGCUGGUUUGCACACAGCGUCCUCUUUGCCUUCCCCACGCGCUUCUCGGAGUUCUUGCUGGAGUGUCCGAGUGCGGAGGUGCGCGGAGCUUUUGCCAAGCUCAUCGUGUUCAUCGCACACUUUUCCCUGCAGGACGGACCCUGCCCUGCUCCGGUCACCUCGCCCGGCUCGUCCACACAGGUGAGGGAGAGAAAUAACUGCAGUAUUAACCUCAAAGAUCUGACGGUGUCCCAUAUUCCUCAACCAGUAAUUCGGCUGAUCCUCAUUGUGCUUGUCAUAAUUUUAGACUGA